This is a messenger RNA of Pyricularia oryzae 70-15, 1641 nucleotides long. RefSeq lists its product as uncharacterized. The record is from RefSeq and is a predicted model, not a curated record. The transcript has 2 exons. NCBI's taxonomy places the organism in Eukaryota, Fungi, Ascomycota, Sordariomycetes, Magnaporthales, Pyriculariaceae. Bases 75 to 875 code for a protein of 266 amino acids.
AGAGAGAGAGAGAGAGAGAGAGAGAGAGAGAGAGAGAGAGAGAGAGAGAGAGAGAGAGAGAGAGAGAGAGAGAAAUGAAAAAGGCUGACACCCCGAAAACCUCAGUCAACAUCAUUUUGCAGUGCAGACCGUUGGAGUUCGUCUGGAACAAGGCUCUGCCGGGAGGGGAGUGUCUGUCGGUUCAGGACCUCGUCUUCUCAUCCUACUUCAACUCGGCCAUCUCCAUCCUCACCGACAUGAUCCUCGCCUUACUGCCCGUGCCGAUGCUGUGGAGGGUGCAAAUGAAUCGGAGAGUCAAGGCUAGCGUCGCCGGCAUCCUCAGCCUCGGCCUGUUCACCGUGGCAGCCGCUUUUGUCAAGGUCUACUAUAUAGCAGACUGGGGCAAGCUGGGAGAUCCGUUGUGGGAAAGCACCGAUAUUACUAUAUGGUACACGACCGAGAUAUCUGUUGCCAUAGUAGCAGGCUCCAUCCCCUGCCUCAAACCCAUGUUCAAGGACAUUCUGAAAACGGCGUCUGCCAAACGGUCCCGGAGGCAUAGCUAUGUCAACUUUGAGAAGCAGCCCGACGCCAGCAACACCACAAACACCGGCGGUAGGCAAUCGCGGGCCGUGGAGAACGGGAGCAUCAAAAGCCGCACGGGCAGUCACCCACCACACGAGGACCAUGUGGACAUUGAGAUGUGGGCCGGACCUAGCGCUCCGGCCGAGGGGGCCGUCGGCAGCCGCGAAGAGCUCACCGUGGCCGACGUCGAUAUGACAAGGCCAUACAGCGACAGCUUCGUCCUGGAGACGUCACGAAACACGAAAGCUCCGCAGGCCGAUGCAUAUGCGGUCGUGGACAAGACAAGGAGGAAUAGCAUUGGAGACAUGGUCUGAACGACUUGUGCUCUGCCCUUGUAAAACUUUUUAACUUGGGGCUGCUGAUGGACUUCACUUCAGCUUCAAUCUGUCCUGCACCGCCCUUCCAAACCCACCAGGAGAGAGCGAAAACAUGUCCUUGAGAUCACCAGCCAGCACCUCUGGUCUCUCUGUUGCGGGGAAGUGGCCCCCCCUCUCGUGCGCCCUCUCAAAAACAACAGGCCCCAGGGUCCUCCCAGAAGAGAUGAGGGCGCCCAUGUCCCGCGGGAACGACGAGAGACCCAGCGGCACGGCCCCGUUCCACCUCUUGGACUCCUUGAUGCCCCCGCUGGCAUCGCCGAAUCCGUCGUCCCCCAGCGUGUCCUCGUAAUAGAUGCGGACACUGGCGGCCGGGCCCGGGCGGGAAAAGAUGUACAGCGAGGCCCAGGUGAGGACCUCGUCGUCGCCCCAGCGGUAGUCGUCGUCGCUCCAGCCGAUGAGCUUUUCGUACUGCCAGGCCAGAAGCGCGACGGGGCUGUCGGCGAGGGCGAAGCCGAUGGUCGCGGGCUUAGUGGACUGCUGCAGGUUGUAGCCCAUGCCCUUGUCCAUGAGCUUCUUGACGUUUGCCAGCAUGGCCUUUUCCGGUGCCGUGUGUGGGGUGAGCAGGGCGCGGAGGUACAGCAUGGGAUGCUGGAGCAGCGUCGGGGGGUCUGCGAGGAUCAUGUUGAUGUGCGAGGCGAGGACGUUUUCUGGAUACAGUAGGUCCAGGGCCCGAGUGAUCCUGUAACCCCAAUCACCACCUUGG